Molecule: messenger RNA, 375 nt
Organism: Heterotrigona itama
Lineage: Eukaryota; Metazoa; Arthropoda; Insecta; Hymenoptera; Apidae
Source: the annotation of a GenBank genome assembly
AUGGCGUCUCAUGAAAAGCGUCGUAAAAUUGCAUCGAUCACAGUCUGUGGAAUGAAAUUUCACUCACGCUACGAGAGAUGGCGACAUUGUACUCGAACGUGUUCCGAAAUAGCAGUAUUUGUUAAAACUCUUAAACAGUAUAGUUUCACCUGUAGACGGUUUCGAAUUUGGAACGAAAUAAAAGUGACAAGUUUUCACGUAUGUGUAUCCGUUUAUAUUGUGAUAAAGUUUUUUGACCGCGAGGAAAGGCAGAGACGACAACGUACUAUAAGAUGCGACGAUACGACGCGCAGAUAUGUAACAAAUGAAUACGCAGCUUUAGAGCGUCAGAUUUACGCGGGAAGCAUAGUAAGAAGAAGCUGUCGAGAAAUUGUC